CGGAGAGCCGGGGAGAGAGAAAAAUGAACCCGACACAAAGUAUGCUGAUAGACGGCCUCACUAAGACCAAGCAUGUUGCCAACGCCGCUCUCAUCAGAAUAGUGGACGGCAACAUCCUGGCAACGACUCCGGGCUUCAACAUCCAAAGCCAAGCCCUGGUCUUCCUCCAAGCUUUUUUUAAGGAGCUGCUCCAAGUCAGAAGAGACGGGCUCUACUUCAAGGACCGGUACUACAAGUGUGUCCGAGCGGACGACCACUCCAUCUACCUCAAAGGGAAAGACAACGGGGUGAUCUUGGCCAAAACGGCGACCUUCAUCGUGGUCGGCACCUAUGCCCAAGGCAUGUACCCGAGCGUGUGUGUGGAAGCCGUGGAGACGCUGGCGGACUACUUCAGAGCAAAGGGGAACUGAAAAGGGUGUGGAGAUGGAGCCAUUUCGCUCAGAGACCCCGUGCAGCCCAUCCCAGCAAGAGAUGGGCUCCCCAUCGAAGGGCUGCCGACGCAAGGACCAGGGGGGGGGGCCCUGCAUCGUUUCCACAAGAAUCCUACUUGUGGGGUUCGAGGGGAGAAAGAUUAAAUGCACAAGAAGUAAAUCCAAAUGCCUUGGUGCUUAAUUGAUAUAUGUGUAUAGUUUCAGGUUCUCCCUGGCCUGAAGCCUUGGCGGGUUGAGGGCUGGCUGCAAUUCCUGGCUUCUAAAGAAGAGGUGGGGAAGUUGUGGCCCUCCGGUCCUCUCUGCUUGGCCCUCAGGACUUUCCACGCUCCAGGCCAUGCCUUCUCCCCAGGCUACAGCCACCAGCAGCCCUGCUCC
Zootoca vivipara (common lizard) is the source of this 806-nucleotide messenger RNA. RefSeq names its product profilin family member 4 (gene PFN4). Lineage: Eukaryota; Metazoa; Chordata; Lepidosauria; Squamata; Lacertidae. Gene Ontology annotation, molecular function: actin monomer binding. The record is from RefSeq and is a predicted model, not a curated record. Gene Ontology annotation, cellular component: cell cortex.